UGUCAUCUGACUUUGACGCAGGCGCAUCUGCUUUCCUACACUCGAAAACAGCAAGAGCGACAGUGAAAGAGGAGAGAUCAACAUGGUUCCUAGAGUUAAGAUUCUAAGCGGCGCGGUGAUCGUGUGGCUGUUGGUGUUUUCCUCCCUGAUCCCCGCAGCGGAGGCCUACGACGCGGGCGACGCACUGGCCCUACUGCUGUUCACUAUCCUGACGAUAGUUGGGUUCUGCACAGGCCUCGGCUGGUACGCGCGGAGGCGGAACGGGCCACUCUGAGGACGGAGGAUUUCAUACACCUUUAACUUUUCUACUGUGUGCUGCAUCAAACUUUCUUACGCAUGCGUCCCCCUCCUAAAUACACGGAACUUUUGGCGCAGGCUCUGUUCUGAAACGUGCCUUAUUGGAUUCCAAAGAUGAACCGGGGAAACCACGUGAAACCGGGGAAGGGAGGAAGGAAACAUUCCAGGAAAUGUGCGAACACAACGCUGUGAUUAUGAAACAAAAACUGUUGCCUUUCAUUCAAAAAGACUGCUGUCUUUUUUCCAAAUAUGUUUCUAGCUUUAAAUAAUCAAUGUGGUUACUUGAUAUGCUUUUAAAAUCAACACUGAUUGAGGUGAUCCAUGAUAUCACGACUAGACUUUGCAAAAUUUAACUAGAUGAUGUGAUUACCACUUUUGUAAAGAAUAAACUUCUCUAAUCAAA
Molecule: messenger RNA, 700 nt
Organism: Girardinichthys multiradiatus
Lineage: Eukaryota; Metazoa; Chordata; Actinopteri; Cyprinodontiformes; Goodeidae
Product: small integral membrane protein 30-like
Exons: 1
Coding region: 83-274 (63 amino acids)
Source: RefSeq, a predicted model, not a curated record